CAGACAACCGAGUCACAGACAAUCAAUCGCAUCUCCUCCUUGUCCUCUUCUCCCAUCUCCUUUAUCGUUGCCGUAUACUCGCAAUACAAAAUGUCUGCCGUUGGUACGCUUUGGACAGUCCCUGGAAUGCGCCAGGCUAUCGUCAUCAGGAGCGUUGCUGCUCUUGCUGGCCUUCAGCUCGACCUUCCUGAAUACAAGCACUUUGAGGACAACAAAAAGCCCGAAUUCACCGCAAAAUUCCCCCAUGGAAAGAUCCCAGCUUUGGAGACUGCCGAUGGCUUCAAGCUGUUUGAGGGAGCUCCCAUUGCACGAUAUCUUUCCACACUCGCCCCCAACUCGAAUCUCUUGGGCACAAACGACCAGGAGGCAGCCCUCGUAGACCAAUGGGUUCACUUCGCAGAGUCAGAAAUCUCAACACCUAACGAUAUCAUGUGGCAAAUGUUGAACGGGUACCUUACACCGUACAACAAGCCUAUCCACAACACGCUCGCUGAACGUCAGCUCCGCGCUAUCAACACUCUUGAAACCGUUCUUGCCACCCGCACUUUCCUUGUUACCGAGCGCAUCACCCUUGCAGAUAUCGUAGUGGCCUCCAGCUUUCAACGUGCUGUUGGCCUUGCUAUUGACGCUUCCGCUCGUGCUAAGCUUCCCAACACAAUCCGCCAUUUCGAAACAUUGGCUAACCAACCAAAGCUUAAGGAAAUCUUUGGCGAGACUACCUACGUUGAGAAGGCUGCACAGUACGUUGCGCCAGCAAAGGAGAAGAAGCCUGCUGCUGCUGCCCCCGCCCCUGCUGCCCCUAAAGAAAAGAAACCAAAGAAGGUAGAAGACGAUGAGGAGGAUGAGCCUUUGGUUCCUGAAGAACCCAAAGCCAAGAACCCCCUCGACUCGCUCCCAAAAUCAACUUUCAACCUCGAAGACUGGAAACGUGCCUACUCUAACAAGGACACGCGCGGUCCUGGAGGAGCACUAGAGUGGUUCUACGAGAACUUCGACAAAGAUGGUUUCUCAGUCUGGCGUGUUGACUUCAAAUACAACGAGGAGCUCACGUUGACAUUCAUGUCCUCCAACCAAAUUGGCGGUUUCUUCAACCGUUUGGAGGCUUCGCGUAAAUACCUCUUUGGUUCGGUUGGUGUUCUUGGCGAAUCCAACGCGUCGAUCAUCGCCGGAGCUCUGAUCCUGCGUGGUCAAGAAGCCACCCCCGUGGUUAAUGCCGCCCCAGAUUACGAGAGUUACGAAUACAAGCAGCUCGAUCUGGAUAACGCAGAUGACAAGAAGUUCUUUGAGGGUGCUUUGGCCUGGGAUCUCGAGAUUGACGGCAAAGUUUGGAAAGACGGAAAGAACUUCAAGUAGAUGUAUCCUUAUUACCAUGCCGCGACGUGGUUGUACCUUCCUUGGUGGUGUUGUGAGGUGAACUGUAGUAGAUCUUUGUCCAGAUUGGUAUCAAUAGCUGUGUUGUGUUCUAGUUCAUGAUUAAGUAUACGAUUCGUUUCAGAAGUCAUUAUCAAGAAAUAUAGAGUCCAAAGGAAAGCUGAACCU
Molecule: messenger RNA, 1539 nt
Organism: Serpula lacrymans var. lacrymans S7.9
Lineage: Eukaryota; Fungi; Basidiomycota; Agaricomycetes; Boletales; Serpulaceae
Exons: 6
Coding region: 91-1353 (420 amino acids)
Biological process (GO): translational elongation
Cellular component (GO): cytoplasm; nucleus
Molecular function (GO): translation elongation factor activity
Source: RefSeq, a predicted model, not a curated record